Molecule: messenger RNA, 1329 nt
Organism: Solea senegalensis (Senegalese sole)
Lineage: Eukaryota; Metazoa; Chordata; Actinopteri; Pleuronectiformes; Soleidae
Gene: sf3a2
Product: splicing factor 3a, subunit 2
Exons: 8
Coding region: 173-1033 (286 amino acids)
Biological process (GO): spliceosomal complex assembly
Cellular component (GO): U2 snRNP; U2-type prespliceosome; catalytic step 2 spliceosome
Molecular function (GO): zinc ion binding; nucleic acid binding
Source: RefSeq, a predicted model, not a curated record
AAAAACUAUUUGGGCAUGCGCUGUAGUAGUUUGCUUUGGCGUGAGCUUUACGUUGUGCAGUGUGGACCGGACUCGUUGAUCAAGAGCGGUUUAUGUAAAGUGCCUGUAUAGUUUUGACGGGACACUCGGGUGCAGUUUUGUUGGUGUGUCUUGAGUCCAUCACCUUACAAAGAUGGAUUUCCAACAUCGAGCUGGAGGGAAGACGGGCAGUGGCGGUGUCGCUUCUGCCUCAGAGAGUAACCGUGACCGAAGAGAGCGGUUACGUCAGCUGGCCCUGGAGACCAUUGACAUCAACAAAGAUCCAUAUUUUAUGAAGAAUCAUUUGGGGUCAUACGAGUGCAAACUUUGUCUGACACUUCACAACAACGAGGGCAGUUACUUGGCCCACACACAAGGAAAGAAACAUCAGACCAACUUAGCACGGAGAGCAGCCAAAGAGGCAAAGGAAGCUCCUGCUCAGCCAGCUCCAGCCAAAGUCAAAGUUGAGGUCAAAAAGUUUGUCAAAAUUGGUCGACCAGGAUACAAAGUCACCAAACAGAGAGACCCUGAAACGGGACAGCAGUCUUUACUUUUCCAGAUUGACUAUCCAGAGAUUGCCGAAGGAAUUGGGCCCAGGCACCGUUUCAUGUCUGCUUAUGAACAGCGCAUUGAGCCACCUGACCGUCGCUGGCAGUACCUGCUGCUUGCUGCUGAGCCAUACGAGACUAUCGCCUUCAAAGUCCCCAGUAGAGAAAUUGAUAAGGCAGAAAACCGCUUUUGGACCCAUUGGAACAGAGAAACGAAACAGUUUUUCCUGCAGUUUCAUUUCAAAAUGGAGAAAGCUAUACCCCAGUCCACUGGACCAGUGCCCCCUGCAGGUGUGAAGCGGCCCCCACCUCUAAUGAGUGGACCUGGAUCUCACCUAAAUGAUAAUAUGCCCCCUCCCCCACCAGGAGGGAUGAAUGUUCCCCCUCUCCCACCUGGUGCCCCACAGAUGCCCAUGCCCCCAAUGCCAAUGAGGCCACCACCUCCUGAUGUACUUUCAGUUAACUGAUAAUCGAUCAGUGUGCUUCUUUUUACUCCCCCAUUAUCUGCUCUCACACUGUCCUGCCUGUUCACUAUGUCCAUCUAGUUUUAGAUACAGUUGGUACAUUUGAUUUUUUUUAUCUUUUCAGUUAAUGUGUAAAGCUCACAUGUAGUACAUUUUUGUACACUGGUUUAUGUAAAAGUGUGGAGCAGACUGUUAUUUCAACAGUAUAUCGAUGGCUCUACUGUUUUGUAUAAAUGCUUGAUUAAGAUCUUUUAAGAGUCUGUUUUUGUAAUUAAAUACUGUGGAGACAAACAAAUGCA